AUGGAAGAAGAAGUCGCAGCCCUCGUCAUUGACAAUGGAGGGGUAGCUCUCGGAAGGAAUCAACAACCGACCGAGAAACCCCAAAUCUUCUACAACGGCGAAGACUCUAUAAGUAAGAAGAAUGAGACUGAUAGGUUCUGUAGUUCUGGAAUGUGUAAGGCCGGUUUCGCCGGUGACGAUGCUCCAAGAGCUGUUUUCCCUUCCAUUGUCGGUCGUCCCCGUCAUCAUGGUAUUAUGAUUGGUAUGGGUCAAAAGGACUCAUAUGUUGGAGAUGAAGCGCAAUCCAAGCGUGGUAUUCUCACCCUUAGAUACCCAAUUGAGCACGGUGUUGUCACCAACUGGGAUGAUAUGGAGAAGAUCUGGCAUCACACUUUCUACAACGAACUUCGUGUAGCACCAGAGGAGCACCCAGUUUUGCUCACUGAGGCCCCAAUCAACCCAAAGUCCAACAGAGAAAAGAUGACACAAAUUGUCUUUGAGACCUUCAACGCCCCUGCAUUCUACGUCUCUAUUCAAGCCGUCCUCUCCCUUUACGCUUCCGGUCGUACCACCGGUAUCGUUCUCGAUUCCGGUGAUGGAGUCACUCACGUUGUUCCAAUUUACGAGGGUUUCUCCCUUCCUCACGCCAUUGCUCGUGUUGAUAUGGCUGGUCGUGAUUUGACUGAUUACCUCAUGAAGAUCUUGGCUGAGCGUGGUUACACUUUCUCCACCACUGCCGAGCGUGAAAUUGUCCGUGAUAUCAAGGAGAAGCUCUGUUAUGUUGCCCUUGAUUUCGAGCAAGAAAUUCAAACCGCCAGUCAAUCCUCCAGCUUGGAGAAGUCAUACGAACUUCCUGAUGGACAAGUUAUUACCAUCGGUAACGAGCGUUUCCGUGCUCCAGAAGCUUUGUUCCAACCAUCUGUCUUGGGUCUUGAGAGCGGUGGUAUCCACGUUACUACCUUCAACUCCAUCAUGAAGUGUGAUGUUGAUGUUCGUAAGGAUUUGUAUGGUAACAUUGUUAUGUCUGGUGGAACUACUAUGUACCCAGGUAUCUCCGAUCGUAUGCAAAAGGAAAUCACUGCUCUUGCACCAUCAUCGAUGAAGGUCAAGAUCAUUGCACCACCCGAGAGAAAAUACUCCGUCUGGAUCGGUGGUUCUAUUUUGGCAUCUUUGUCCACUUUCCAACAGAUGUGGAUCUCAAAGCAAGAGUACGACGAGUCUGGACCUUCCAUUGUCCACCGCAAGUGUUUCUAA
Messenger RNA from Botrytis deweyae, 1233 nucleotides. RefSeq lists its product as uncharacterized. The coding region runs from base 1 to 1233 and encodes 410 amino acids. The transcript has 6 exons. The record is from RefSeq and is a predicted model, not a curated record. NCBI's taxonomy places the organism in Eukaryota, Fungi, Ascomycota, Leotiomycetes, Helotiales, Sclerotiniaceae.